CCGCUUACAAACAACUGGCUUGCCAUCCCGUGGGUGUCCAUCGUGGCGGACCUGAAUCCGGAGACCAACGUCGUUCACUACUUUGAGGCCGUGGCUCUACCUUUUGGUGCGGUGAGCGCAGUGACGGGCUUUAAAAGGAUGGCCAGGGCGCGCCGAAAAGUCCUGUCGACCCUUUUCUUCUUGGUUACAACCAACUUCUACGACAACUUUUGUCAACUGGAGCUCGAACCUUUGCAGGAAUCUGCCAGGUCGACUGCCGAAGAGGCAUUGGACUUGCUCGGGUGGAGGAUUGCGCAGGGCGCCAAAGCCUUGCCGUUCGCAACUUCGUUCAACAUGUUGGGGGCCUGCAUCUCCUUUGAGAAAGCCUUCAAGGGAGACGUGUUAGUCCGCAACAAAGAAGGACGUAUUGAAUCCAUUAAGGAAGUGGUCCGUCGAUGCAUGAAGGCUCGGCGCUGCGACAACAAGCGAAUGCACUCCGUCAAGGGUAAGUUGCUGUUUGCAGCCGGGCACGUGUUCGGCAACAGUGCUCAAAUCGACCUAGGUGUGUGGGCGAAUGGUCACGACAACCUCUAG
Messenger RNA from Symbiodinium necroappetens, 573 nucleotides. The record is from the annotation of a GenBank genome assembly. NCBI's taxonomy places the organism in Eukaryota, Dinophyceae, Suessiales, Symbiodiniaceae.